Salvelinus fontinalis (brook trout) is the source of this 3250-nucleotide messenger RNA. RefSeq lists its product as uncharacterized. The record is from RefSeq and is a predicted model, not a curated record. Bases 200 to 832 code for a protein of 210 amino acids. Lineage: Eukaryota; Metazoa; Chordata; Actinopteri; Salmoniformes; Salmonidae. The transcript is spliced from 6 exons.
UGUGACGUUAUGUUUACUUCAAACGCAGAAAAGCAAGCAGAAGAAAUUUCUGUGCGUCGUGAAUUGCACAGCGGUCCGUUCUCUUCGUGUCUACAGAGUUAGGAUAUAAGCAUCUUACUUGCCAAUUCACGACAUUUCUUCACAAUAAUAGUGGAAGAAAACGUCAACUGCCCGUGACCAGGCUACAGCACAUACAGAGAUGGCAUCUGCAGGCUAUAAGGACAUUAAGAACAAUUUCUUACAAUGUGAAGAGACACAAGAUGCAGUGAAAUACCUGAAACAGGUCUCUGACACAGUGUGCAAACAUCACCAUGCGAGUAUUACUCUCAAGAAGCCAAAGAAAUCAGAGUGGAAGGUUGGGGGCCUGGAUGACACGUCCUACAAAGGAGAAGAGGAAGUUAAAGAGUGGGGGAACUUCUACCUACCAGACAGUGUGACGAUGGAGGUGUUAGGAGCUGUGGAAAACCUCCCCUACCCGACAGAGAGUGGCCAGCUGGUCAUAAUGCUGUGUGAGGACCGUCAUGUGUAUGCUUAUGACGGAGAGGAGAUGCACCUGGUCGCUCUGAGCCUGAAGGAAGUCUUUGACUCUGGGCUUCAGUAUCCUGGCUCCAAGUCCUUCUACAGAGGGGAGUGCUUUAAGGACAUGACGAAGGAAGACUGGGCCAUGGUAAGACAGGGCAAAGUGGGGAGGAGACUUGAAAAGGAGCACCAGGAGUUACUGAGACAAGCCAAACCCAGCUUCCUGAGUUGUCUUGACUCCAUCAAAGGAGAUAGCAGCACAGGUGCCAGUAGCUAUCCCGAACCAGUGGAACCUCCAACAGUACUUGUUUAAGAAGCAAUAUAAUCACUACUUAUAGACCCAUAGUGACAAAAACUGGUAAUAAAUUCAAGUUAACGUGUAUGCUGGUGUAUUAGGGCUGUGGUGGUCAUGAAAUUUGAAUUGUUAUGCAAAUUCCUGCCGAUGUCAUGGUAUUUGACCGUUAUUUAACAAACACAUUUAGCUUCUCCUGGAUUCCACCCAUAGAGUACAUCUACAUUUUUAAAAGUAAAAAAAAUCUAUUUAAUAUAGCCUACACCAUCACAAUAAAUCCAUUAUGUAUUUUGUGGAGGUCUAAAGAAACAAUAUGAUAUGAAGAAAAUGUAGCCUAUUUCAGAAGAACAGAAUAGCAUAUUCUGAGUUGUCCUUAUGUUAGCCCUGAUCUGGCUAUGCCAUAUGGCUGUGGGUUAAGCUACUUCAUUUAGCAGGCAAUAAUUGCUUAUAAUUCCUGUGGCAUUAAUUUAUAUUAUUUUAUAGUGAGAACAAUAAAAUUGAACAUAGCUGAAUAAAAAAGAAAAGAUAUGUUUCCCCAAAUUAUUUCCAAUGGAGUGCAAACAUGCGGCUAUCCUGUGUUGAACAUUUAACAAAGAAACAGAACCUCUUAUAUGCUCAAUUUAGAGUUAUUUAUGCAACUUUAGUUGUGAUAAAUGUUAGGCUAUAUGUUUUGAUUUCUAAUACAUUCUAAGGCUGCAUGAUGCCAGUAAUGAUGAAUAGAAAAAAAGUUGCAUGAAAGGCAAGCACUUUGCUCUGUUUCUUGCGCAGGCUGCACACUUUUCAUCAGUCUCUCAUUGCUAAUAUUCUCACCCAUCAGACUAUUCUCAAUAUAAUCAGGUCUUUACAUAUAGCCUUUACAUAUAGCCUAUAUGUGUGGAAUAUAUAUAUUUUUUUAGAAUGGCCAACCUCCCCCCAAAAAACCUGCCACUAAUAGAAAGUGGAGGUUACGUGCUGUUAUGUUUUUAAUAUGCCAGGUAGGCUACACGGUUUGUAAAGCGGAUUAAUGUGCUUACUUUUAAGAAUUGAGCAAUAAAUAUAGCAACACGAGAAAUCUGGGAUCUUCUUUUAAAUAGUAGCCAGUCAAACUGUGUUCACACGCGAUUGCGCAAUUACUUGGCUUAUAAGAAACCAUUUCACUAGGCUCUGUAGGCUAUGGGCUCACCAACUGUGGUCUUGAGGUCUUGGGACUAUGCUUUUUUGGGAGUUAUUUGGCCACUUUAGUUGUGAAUCAACCUUAUCAAAACAUAUAGGCCUGUUUGCUAGGCUACAUGAUGCUUGCGACUAUGAUUAGAAAAACUCCCACAAAAAAUGCAUGCGCUGUUUCUUGCCUCAGACUGCACACCCUGGGCAUCAUUCACAAGUGAUAAUAUUCUCACCCCCAUUAAACUAUUUUCAAUUUAAUCUAGUCUUUACACAUACUAAAUAAUGUGUGAAAUUGGUUUUGAUUUAGAAUGGGCCAUUAUCAUGCACCUGUUGUAACAGGGGAUGGGAUAAAAAAGACAUGUAGUCCGUAUGUCCUUGAUAGCAAAUGGAGGAUGCUUUCCCCUAGGUUCAUUUUCUUGCCAGCCAGGUAGGCUACUCCAGUUGUAAAGCAAAACAAUGUGCUUAAUUUUAGGAAAGUUGAGAAAUAAAUAUAGUCUAUAGAAAUCUGAUGGGAUCCUCCUCUUUAAUAGAGCUCAUCAAAACUCUUUCUCACGCAAUUGCAUAGCCUAUAGAAAUGUUACGCAACAGGACUUAUAGGAACACUUAUUUAAUUAUCAUAGCAUCAACCAGGUAUGAGUUGCUAGCACUCUCAUGAAGUGUUUGAUUUGAUUUAAUUGGACAAUAGAUCGCUGAGUACCAGGCCAUUAGCGUCUGCCGAUUAAUCCGUUUGGUAGGCUACUAAUGACCAUCAGAGCGCAGUUUUGGAGAAUUCUAGUUAACGUGACUAAAUGUUACAUGGAAUUUGACUGCGGUCAUGACUCGCGACUGCUGGUGGGCGGUAAUAUGGUCACCUUAACAGCCCUAGAUGCAAUGCAUGAUGCAUCCUUUUGGUUGUUAAUUCAAUGUGUCAAAGUUUUACUUCUAUCCUGUCCAUAAUCAAAUGAACUAGACCUACUAAAUGUGUGAAUUAUGAAUCUUCUCUGCAUACAGGACCAUGUCAUCAUUGUCUGGACACUUAAAGUCUUAUCUGACUGUAUGUUUACAGUAGUGGUAGAAAAUUCAGUAAAUAUGUUGAUAAAACUUUGAAUGUUUAACUUUUUUCCCCUCCAAAGUAUGCAUGUUACCUGUUUAAACCUCUCCUGCACAUUUUUCCUGUCUCGUCACUCCUGAACCAUACCAUACUCUACAGCUCUACAGGAGUCUACACUACCAGCCAAUCACUUAAUCUGCCUCAGAAGCUCUGAGCUGGACCAAUCACAUAUUUAGUGCACUAAUAAACAAAUAUACACAAAUUAA